Ipomoea triloba (trilobed morning glory) is the source of this 1203-nucleotide messenger RNA. RefSeq names its product phosphatidylcholine:diacylglycerol cholinephosphotransferase 1-like. The coding region runs from base 148 to 996 and encodes 282 amino acids. Lineage: Eukaryota; Viridiplantae; Streptophyta; Magnoliopsida; Solanales; Convolvulaceae. Gene Ontology annotation, molecular function: diacylglycerol cholinephosphotransferase activity. The transcript has 3 exons. The record is from RefSeq and is a predicted model, not a curated record.
UUUCCUCUGUCUCUCUCUUCAUCAAUAUACUGAGAUCUCUACAAAAUUUCACCAAAGCAACCUCGGAGACUCCGUCAUUCGAUUCCCUUAUAAAGACCAUUCCUAGCCAUCGCACGUCCACCAUGCCCGUCUCCAUCUCCGCCCAAAAUGAACGGAGGCUCUCCCCAUUUCCGUUCAUCUUCUCCGUCCAGUACCCUCGCUAAUCGACAACCCAUCACUUCCAGCGACAACCAAAACCCAGUUAACGGCGUCAAAUCCAAACACAAGAACACCACCAACGGCACCGUUUCGAAUAUGAAGAAGAGAUCCUCGCCGGUAGCCGCGAUGGACGGUGGGUGGUUGGGAAACGCUCAUUUCAUGACGUGGAAAGCGGGGGACUUAUUGGGUGUGGUGAGGCACCACCCUUUACCGUGCGUCUUCUUCGCCUCCCUCUUGUUCUUCAUGGGCGUUGAAUACACCCUCCGUAUGAUCCCCUCCACUUCCCCGCCGUUCGAUCUGGGCUUCAUCGCCACCGUUCCUCUGAAUCGCAUUCUCGCUUCCAGUCCCGCCCUUAAUACUCUCCUCGCCGGCCUCAAUACGGUGUUUGUGGCGAUGCAAUCAGCGUACAUAGUAUGGGCGUUUCUGAUUGAAGGCCGUCCAAGAGCAACCAUUUCAGCACUGUUCAUGUUCACAUGCAGAGGAAUUCUUGGAUAUGUUACACAGCUGCCAUUGCCUGAGGAUUUUUUGGGUUCGGGAGCUGAUUUUCCGGUAGGGAAUGUGUCGUUUUUCUUGUUUUACUCGGGGCAUGUAGCGGCAGCAGUGAUCGCGUCGCUUGACAUGAGACGAAUGCAGAGGCGCGGGAUGGCAUUCGCGUUCGACUUGCUCAAUGUGUUGCAGGUGGUGAGGUUGCUGAGCACAAGGGGUCACUACACAAUCGACUUGGGCGUCGGCGUUGGUGCCGGAAUGCUGUUUGAUUCUCUGGCCGGAAAGUAUCUAGAAUGUAAAAAGUUGAACUAAUGGCAGCCACUCCAAAUAGUGAAAAAGCUAUUUCUCAAAGCAGGACUCAAGUUGUUUACAUAUGUACAGAGAAUUGUUUGUCGUUGAUUUCUUGGCCACCCUUUAUGUCAUUUACCGACCAUGUGGUCCAUGUGACCGUGUCCAAGAAACUUGUACUUCUAAUUGGAUUUGAUUUCUUGAUAAAUGAAAAUUCUAUGUUCUUGUUUA